Molecule: messenger RNA, 1584 nt
Organism: Alnus glutinosa
Lineage: Eukaryota; Viridiplantae; Streptophyta; Magnoliopsida; Fagales; Betulaceae
Product: protein-tyrosine-phosphatase PTP1
Exons: 9
Coding region: 148-1164 (338 amino acids)
Biological process (GO): protein dephosphorylation
Molecular function (GO): protein tyrosine phosphatase activity
Source: RefSeq, a predicted model, not a curated record
AAUCAUCAUAACCCAAUCAAUCAGGGAAAAAUACCCAACUUCCCAUUAACUUGCACACCACUUCUCAAAGGGACGGAAAACCCACGUUCAAUUCAACUGGGGAACCUCAUUUCUCGACGCGCCCACCACCACCGGAGAAGAUCGGGCAUGGCCUCCUCUUCUGCCGCCGCGUCCGUAUCCACCCGACCGCCCAACCGGUUCGAUUUAUCGCCCGAUUUGCCGCCCAGGCUUGCUCUCACCCCAGAUCAGUUCGCGCGCUGCUCCGAAGCGCUCGGGUUCUUCCGCCAGAAGCUCUCCAACCCUCUGACCAUCACCCAGGAGUUCGCACGCUUGCAGGCCAAUAGGAUAACACCAUCUGAGAUGCGGAGAAGCUGUACUGUGGCUUUUGACGGUGUCAAUUUGAGCAAAAACCGCUAUACGGAUGUUGUGCCAUUUGACAAGAAUAGGGUUGUUCUUAACUCGUGUAAGGAUUACAGACCGGCAGCAAGGGGCUACAUAAAUGCGAGCCUUGUCACGACUUCUUCCUCGGAAAAUGUUUCUCAGUUUAUUGCCACACAAGGUCCACUACCGCACACCUAUGAGGAUUUCUGGGAGAUGGUACUGCAGUACCAUUGCCCUGUGAUUGUGAUGCUGACUAGGUUGGUCGACAAUUACAAGAUGGUAAAAUGUGGAGAUUAUUUCCAGGCAGAGGAUGGUCCUAGGGAAUUUGGUGAUAUAUGUAUAAUCACCAAGUGGAUAAGAACAACUGACACUUUAUUAGAGUUGCACCUCUUGGAGGUGAACCAUAGGGAGUCCGAGGAUGCACCCAUGUCUGUUCUGCAUAUUCAGUAUCCUGAAUGGCCUGAUCAUGGAGUUCCAAAGGACACAAUUGCAGUGCGUGAAAUUUUGAAAAGACUAUAUCAUGUACCACCCACUCUUGGUCCAAUAGUGGUGCACUGCAGUGCAGGUAUCGGGCGAACAGGAGCAUAUUGCACCAUUCAUAACACGAUUCAAAGAAUCCUUGCUGGAGACAUGUCUGCUUUAGAUCUUGUUGAUACCAUAACCAGUUUCAGGUCUCAGAGAAUUGGAAUGGUCCAAACGCUGGAUCAAUAUCAUUUCUGCUAUAAAGCAAUCAUCGACGAAUUAGAAGACCUAAUCUCAGAGUUCAACAUUCAAAGGAGUUGAAAAUGGAUGAGCUAGACCAGUGACUGCUGCUUCUCAUUAGCACCAAUGCUGAAUAAGGCUGACAGAAUCCAAGCUGCCUUCUUAUUUUUCCGAAGUUGAGAACUAUGCAAUUCUAUGCUUCUCCCGGCAUGUUUUUCAGCAGCCGUGUCUGGUUUUGAACAACUAUUUUGUUCUCCUCAAAUCCUCUGGUUCUCUCCCUAUAAACAUAGAGGCAGACGAGGAGCUGAAAAAUUCAAAUGGCCUGUACUUCAUGUUAUAAUGGUUCCCCUCUGACUGUUAGAUAAAUGAACUGACUUGUAACCACCGCAGGCUUCGUGAUUCAUUGAGGUUAUACUAUCUUUGGUGAUACUAUCCACCCACCUGAUGGAAAUAAUGAAAUAUGCAGUAAUGCUUCUACUAUAAAAUCUCAAUAGUUCUGCU